Messenger RNA from Saccostrea cuccullata (small rock oyster), 6379 nucleotides. Its product is annotated as unconventional myosin-Ib-like. Gene Ontology annotation, biological process: vesicle transport along actin filament; actin filament organization. The coding region runs from base 269 to 3631 and encodes 1120 amino acids. Lineage: Eukaryota; Metazoa; Mollusca; Bivalvia; Ostreida; Ostreidae. The transcript has 32 exons. Gene Ontology annotation, molecular function: microfilament motor activity; actin filament binding; ATP binding. The record is from RefSeq and is a predicted model, not a curated record. Gene Ontology annotation, cellular component: vesicle; cytoplasm; myosin complex.
AGAUGAAAGGGUUGAUGAAGUCGGAAGCCUCUUUUUCUCCCUUUAAAAAAACCCACCUCUCUAAUGCAUGUCAUGUAAAAAUGGAUUUAUAAUCUUCAGACCAUUGAUGGAACUUAUUUACAACUCUGUAGACAUACAUGGAUUUUGAAGUGAUCCCCAGAAAAUGGCUGUUUACUUGAGGAGAUUAGACAUUCAUGACUUAGUGUAAGGGACAGCUCAACUAAAGUUUAAAGAAAAAAGAGUGAAGAGUGACUGGUAACGUCCAAACAUGGCGCUGCACCAGGGGUCUCUGGCCAUUCUGGAGAACAAUGUCGGGGUCAGUGAUGCUGUGCUGCUGGACCCCAUGACAGAGGACGCCUUCAUAGAAAACCUCAGGCUGCGAUACCAGCACAACCAGAUCUAUACUUACAUAGGAACAGUGGUGGUUUCUGUUAACCCCUACAAGACGACCCCUCUGUAUACACCAAACAUCAUUGAGGAAUAUCGCUCUAGGAACAUUUACGAGCUCCCACCACAUAUAUAUGCCAUCACAGAUGAGGCGUACAGAUCUAUGCGAGACCGACAUUUGGACCAGUGUAUUAUCAUCUCGGGGGAAAGUGGUGCGGGCAAGACAGAGGCCAGUAAAGUGAUAAUGCAGUAUGUAGCUGAAGUAUCAGGGAAAGGAGAGAAUAUUGACACAGUGAAAGAACAACUGCUGCAGUCCAACCCUGUACUAGAAGCAUUCGGAAAUGCCAAAACCAACAAGAAUGACAACUCCUCCAGAUUUGGAAAAUAUAUGGACAUAGAGUUUGAUUACAAGGGCGAUCCUAUUGGAGGAGUGAUAACAAAUUAUUUAUUAGAGAAGUCCCGAGUAGCAGUUCAGAUGCAGGGAGAAAGGAACUUCCACAUAUUUUACCAGCUGUUACAGGGAGCGAAACUAAACACACUCGAGUCUCUAAAACUAACAAGGGAGAUAGAUGAUUACAGCAUAUUGAAAGGAACGGUCGAUGCUGAUGUUGCUACUAUGAAUGAUCAGAAGAAUUUUGACAUUGUAAUGCAUGGUAUGGAAGUGAUAGGAUUUUCCUCUGAGGAAGUGACUUCACUGUUCCAACUGAUUGCCAGCAUCCUCAAGUUAGGGAACGUGGAGUUCUCUCACAGAAGUAACGAGGACGGUACAGACGGAUGUGAUCUGAGUAACAUGGCAGCACUGGAUGAUGCAGCCGCCUUAUUGGGCUGUCCAUCAGCUGAUCUUAGUGUGGCCUUGACCCAGAGGAAAGUAGAGGUCAGGGGUGAAAAGGUUAAAAGAGAUUUGAGUGCAAAUGACGGAAUGUAUGCUAGAGAUGCCCUGUGUAAAGCUAUAUACAGCCGUAUGUUUUCCUGGCUAGUGGCCCGCAUUAAUGAUAGCAUCAAGGUGACCUCUGGAAUCAGGACAGAGGUCAUGGGUGUCCUCGACAUCUAUGGAUUUGAAGUCUUUGAAGAAAACAGUUUUGAACAGUUUAUCAUCAACUAUUGCAAUGAGAAACUCCAACAAAUAUUUAUAGAGCUAACCUUGAAAGAAGAACAGGAAGAAUAUAUAAAGGAGGGAAUCGAAUGGAUCCAUAUAGAGUACUUCAACAAUGCAGUCAUCUGUGACUUGGUUGAGAAGUCUAAUGUUGGGAUCCUGGCCCUUCUGGAUGAGGAGUGCAUGCGACCAGGAAACCCCACUGACUUGACAUUCCUAGAGAAGUUAAACCAGGCCUGUAAAGAUCACCCUCACUACGAGAGUAAAGCUCUGAAGAAGUGUCAGAAUGACAAAACCCUGACCCACGGCACAUUCCGACUCAAACAUUACGCAGGCAACGUGACUUACAAAGUGGAUGGCUUUCUGGAUAAGAACAAUGACCUCCUGUUCCGGCAUCUGUCUCAGGCCAUGUACCAGUGUAAACACUGCCUCAUGAAAGGGCUGUUCCCAGAGGGAAAUCCAUCUCAGAAGUCCCUGAAAAGACCAGCCACAGCAGGCUCACAAUUUAAGUUAUCUGUGACAGAACUCAUGAAGAAUUUGUCCUCAAAGAAUCCUAACUACAUAAGAUGCAUUAAACCAAACAAUUCAAAAGCAGCCAACAACUUUGAUGAGAAAUUGGUUCGACAUCAAGUGAGAUAUUUGGGUCUGAUGGAGAAUGUUCGAGUGAAGCGAGCUGGCUAUGCCUUCCGACAGAUCUAUCUUCAGUUUUUGUAUCGUUACAAAAUGUUGGCAGGUCCUACCUGGCCAAGAUGGGCUGGAAAACCCCAGGAAGGGGUCAAAAUUCUUCUGGAAGCUCAAGGGGUUCCAGAGGAUGAAUAUGCAUUUGGCAAAACAAAGUUAUUUAUUAGGAAUCCCAAAACACUGUUUGACAUGGAGGAGAAACGCAGGCAGCACAUGCAUGUUUUGGCGACAAAGAUUCAGAGUGUGUUCAAGGGAUGGAGACAGAAGACCCUGUAUCGUCUGAUGAAAAGAAGCCAGGUCAUCAUCAGUGCUCGCUUCAGAGGAUACUGGGGGCAGAAGAUGUACAAAAAGACCAAACAUGCUACCCUUGUGUUGCAAUGUUUUGCCAGAGGUUGGAAGGCAAGGGCUUUGCUCAGGAAAUUGAAACGAGAGAAGCUUGAGAUAGAAUCAGCUAAUGUGAUCAGGAAAUUCUACUUGGGUUAUAAAGCUAGAGCUUUGCUCAGGAAAUUGAAACGAGAGAAGCUUGAGAUAGAAUCAGCAAUCAUAAUCAGGAAAUUCUACAUGGGUUAUAAAGUCAGAAAGGAGUUCCAACCUAAGUUCCGUAGGAUUGCUGGUCCAAAGAUUGCUAGAUUCUUUGUUAUAGCCCUGCGAAAGAAAUUCCUACUUGACUUGAAAAGCAAGUUGCCGAGUUUAUCUCCAAUUGACAAAGAGUGGCCAGAAUGUCCAAAAAGAUUUCAGGCAGCAUCAGAUCAACUCAGAGUGAUGUACCAUGCCUGGAGGUGUCGAAAGUACAGAAGAAAAUUCAAUGAGGCGGAGAAAUAUAAAAUGAAGGAGAAAUUGAUGGCCAGUGAACUGUUCAAAGGCAAGAAGGACGGGUAUUCCAAAAGUGUGCCCAAACCAUUCAAGGGAGAUUAUCAGAAUAUUCUGGCAAAUGAAAAAUGGAAGAAAUUACAACGACAAAUCCCUGAAGACAAUCAUAUUGUGUUUGCAGAUGUUGUCCAAAAAGUUCAUCGCGCAAAUGGAAAAUCGGUGGAGCGGCUGUUAGCGAUAAGUUCUCAGAACCUCAUUCUGGUUGAGCACCAUAGUAUGAUGAUGAAGUACCGAAUCCCAAUCACCGAUAUCUCCGCCAUGUCCGUCAGUCCACACCCUGACAAUAUCAUUGUGUUCCAUAUACAGAGGCAUGAAAAUGGAGAUGGUUUGUCCAAGAAAGGUGACUUUGUUUUCCUGUGUGAUCAUUCAAUAGAACUUGUGUCCAAAGUCUGCCUGCUCAUCAAAAACCUUACUGAGAAAUUACCAGAGGUUCAUAUAGCUCCCAUGUUGAAAGCCCGGUUUGGAAAAUCAGAAGUGCAAUUGUCAUUUAAAAAUGGACUCGCAGAAAAUGUUCCAGGGGGUGUCAAAAUUGUUCGCAAGAAACACACAAUGGAUAUUUUGUACAACUCACCAACUCAAAAAUCGAGUUCGGGAUCAUGAUGGGGAUUUAGAAAUUUCCCAUGAUCCAUACAAGUUCUGCACCCUCGAAGAAAAGAUAACUUUUCACCAUGGCCAUUCUUCAAACGACAUCAUUAGGGAGAAGAUUUCGUAGUUAUAACCAAAGAGGAGGGCUGUGUUAGGAGGAGAUAUUAGGAAUUUUAUUUAAUUUACAUUUCUGUAAUAUUACAUGUAUGUAGUCCUGAGUCAGUAUUUGUUGUCAUUUUAUAUCUUUGUAAAUAUUACUGGUUUGAUACCUAUUUUUGUGUCCACAUUUAUGUAAUUACAUGACAGUUACCAUUUGUGUUUUGUUUAAUAUUUUUAUCAUUUUGUGAGAGUGAGUUCAGGAUAUAUUUGUGAUGUUGCAAUGACUUCUGGGAUUUUAAAAAAUUCAAGUCAUCCAUUCAAUGUAGUCAGUAUUUUAGGUAUAUAGAGAAUAAUUUUGUUUUGUAAACUGCCUGAGACAGAUAUUGUCAAUUAUUUUUGGUUUACAGUUAUGAUUUUACAUGUUAGGAAUAUGAAGUCAUAAAAAUACUUUUUUAGAAGAAAGAGUUUCUUGGUAUUGUAUGAUCUCUACAAGAUUUCACCUUCAAUAAUUAUUGAAUGAUUGUAGUAAUGGUUAUACCAUACUUUUAUAACUGCAUUUUUAUAUCUUUGACAUUAUUUUAAGAAUAUUUUAUAAUUUUUUGUCCCGGUUUCUACAAAGGGUACUUUUUACAAAUCUACAAUAAGUUUGAAACAAUUUAGAAAUUGACUUUGGUGCUGAUCUGUUAAGUUUCACAAUGUUUUAUUUAAUCUUUUUAAGAUAUAGAUCUGUUUUGUUAAAUGUCUCAUGUUAGUGCUUUCACUUUAUUUCUGAUUUUAAUUUCAAUCGUCAGUAUUUUAUUUUUUACAUAAUAGCUUUUACAGACAAAAUAAAGCUAAUCUGUGUUGUUUUAUAGUAAAAUGGUUGAUCUAUUUAUUAUGUUAGUUUGUAUGAUAGUGAAUGUUCCUUCCAAUAAUUGUUUUGUUGGUUUAACCAUUCAGAUUUGUUAUUAUGGCUUUAUAUGUAUAUGUUGUUCUCCCACCUUUAAAAGCAUCUACAAAUUCUAGUAUUAGACUUUCAACAAUAAAAUAAACUUUAUGAAUUUUUUAUUUUAGAAAAUUUACAAUUUUCACCUUGUGGUGCUAGGUUCAAUGAAUUUGCCCAAGCUUGGUAAAGGUUUGAGUUCAUAUUCAUGUAUUAUAAAUAAAGGUUUUAAGUACCAAAUUAGUCUUUGAACUUGUACACAUUUUAAGCCAUAUGUAAGAUGUCAUAUAUAAGACUGGCUCAAGCAUAAUGAUUUGCAGAUCUGAGUGAGAUCUGAAUUACUACUUUAUUGACAAUUCAUUUAUUUAUCCAGAGUAAGUGUAACAGUUGUAUGCAGUUUUUUUUUUAUUGUAUGAUUAGACAAAGUUUCUAAAUAAUUUACAUAUUGUACAACACCAUUAUGUUGUAUGGGAGAAUAAGAGGUGCCAUUUAAGAUCAAAUACCUGGAAAUCCAUUGCCUUUAUUAUCUUAAUCAUGAUCUCUCUUCAUUGUAAAUAGUCGUAGAUUUCUCUAGUCUUAAUCUCACAUACAUCUAAAAAUAGGUGUAGGCCAUAGUGCCAAAACCAACAAUGGCCUUGGACGUUAAACAGAUGAUUUUACAAUUGUUGUGUAAUUGUAAACUUCACAAACUUUGUUCUGCCUGUCUACAGUGUUACAGAGUAAGGCAAUGUUAACUUACAUGUUAGCUCAGAUCCAUGUUGUCUUAUUUGUGGAAGACUAACAAGUUUUCCGUAAAUCAUGCCAAUAUUGCAUACUCUAGAAUUCAUGUCAUAAUUAACCAGUGCAUUUAAAGAUACAUGUACCUUCAUUUGUAACAGAUUAAUCUUUGUUGGUCAGUUAGAACAGUAUGUCAUGUUCAUGUCUUAUUCUAAUACAGAAAAAAUGAGUUUGGAUGAAUGAUUGCUGUCAUAGUCAUUUUUAUAAAAGUUUUUUUGGUUGAUGAUUUUUGUGAUAUAAAUGUUUUGUGAUUUUUGUGUUGUGUUUGGUCAAGUUCCUCUUUUUUCUAAACAUGCAAAUAAACUGAAAUAUAUAGACACAAUAUACCCCACCCUACAAGAUCUUUAAAAUUGUGUGUUUAUUAAAAAGAACUGCAUAAGAAAAUCAACCAAUACUGAGUUAAUAAAUUUUGUACAGUAAGGAAGCUUGACGUUUUCCUUUCUCAGUAUAUUCUCACAUAUACAAUUUACAUAUUAUGUUGUCACUGAGCUAAAUCAAAUGUUUGAAUCAUGGGAAAUACUUGUACGUCAUCUAGAUAUUAUAAAUUAAUUUUGAAAGUACUUAAAAUAUGAAGAUAUUUGAGGUGCUGGAUUCAGUAGUUUCUGGUUGUAAACUAUUCUUCUGUAUUUUAGAUGUUAAAUCUUGUUUAAUUUAUACAGUACAUGUAUUAUGGAGUUAGAUUAGUAAUGCAAUGGUAAAGCUUACUAUAAUGUUUUACUUCGGUGUGAAACUAUGUUUUUUCUCCCCCUUUUCUUCAUGUAAUAAUGUGUCAGCUUUUAAGAUUUUCUAUGUGAUCUUACUGAUUUUUUUUUUUUUACAGACAUUGUGAUUUUUCAAUGGGACCUGUAUGUUACAUUGGUUGCUUGGACCAUUUUUACUUACAAUUGUACUGUUGUAUUCCUUGUAAACAGUGGUAUAACCAGAGAGGAAGAGAUAGUGUCAAUAAACUUUGUAGUAUAAAUGAA